This is a messenger RNA of Pistacia vera, 339 nucleotides long. Its product is annotated as xyloglucan endotransglucosylase/hydrolase protein 22-like. Gene Ontology annotation, molecular function: hydrolase activity, hydrolyzing O-glycosyl compounds. Bases 1 to 339 code for a protein of 112 amino acids. The transcript is spliced from 2 exons. NCBI's taxonomy places the organism in Eukaryota, Viridiplantae, Streptophyta, Magnoliopsida, Sapindales, Anacardiaceae. Gene Ontology annotation, biological process: carbohydrate metabolic process. The record is from RefSeq and is a predicted model, not a curated record.
AUGGAGGAACUGAAGCCCACGGAAUCGGAGGCACCGUCAUUUAGCAGAGGCUUGGGGCGGUCAAGGAGUUUCUCUGUGGAUGGCACUCCCGUAAGAGAGUUCAAGAACUCAGAGUCAAUUGGUGUUCCAUUCCCAAAGAAUCAACCAAUGAGAAUAUACUCUUCUCUUUGGAAUGCUGAUGACUGGUCUACUAGAGGUGGACUUGUGAAGACAGAUUGGACUCAAGCUCCUUUCACUGCUUCCUACAGAAACUUUAAAGCUGAUGCUUGUGUUUGGUCUAAUGGUGCAUUUUCUUGUACUUCAAACUCACCUUCUUCUUCAUCCCUCUCAAGAGCUUGA